Messenger RNA from Carassius gibelio (silver crucian carp), 8929 nucleotides. RefSeq names its product actin remodeling regulator NHS-like. Bases 329 to 5047 code for a protein of 1572 amino acids. Gene Ontology annotation, biological process: cell differentiation; lens development in camera-type eye. The transcript has 9 exons. The record is from RefSeq and is a predicted model, not a curated record. Lineage: Eukaryota; Metazoa; Chordata; Actinopteri; Cypriniformes; Cyprinidae.
CACCGUAGUAGAAUGCGUAGAUUCUCUCCGCUCCUGGCGCAAGUAAACCAGUCCGUGUUUUUGCAAAGCCUCUCUCUAUCCAUUCUCAGCCUCCAAGCCCUCAAAAAAAAAAAAACCCUAGCCUACCAAAAGGCGUUCAGGUCCAGAGGAGGAGCAGAGAUUUUCACUGAGAAACCUCCAUCCUUGUGUGCUCUCCUCUAACGGGAGAACUGAAGUGAUGGCGGGUUGCGCGGAGGAUUCGUGGAUUUUUGCUUGACAGGCACCAGAAUCUUCUGUUGGAUUAGUUGAUUGGUUUAUUUAUGGGGGAUUUGCAUUUACCUACUGAAAAAUGCCUUUUGCCAAACGGAUCGUUGAGCCCCAGCUGCUGUGCAGACAUCCCAUCCCUAAUGAUGAAGGGUUACUGUUCGAGGAUCUGUGCUCCAUCACUAAUGUGGCUCUAUCCCGGACCCUGCGGCAGCUCUCCGACCUGUCCAAACACGCCUGCUCCUUAUUUCAGGACCUUGAGAACGAAAUAGUCUCCACAAACCAACGGGUUUGGGCUUUGCAGAACAAAAUAGGCAAAAUCCAGCAAACCGCCAUUGCGCUGGAUCCAAAACUGGAGGCUGUGCCGGUAUCAAAUCUGGACAUUGAGAGUAAACUGACAUCCCACUAUCAGGCUCCAUGGCAUCAACAUCACAAUCUGUUCCACACUUGUACACGGCCACCAUGUCUGGAGGAGUUACACCGACAUGCCAAGCUCAACCUGCGGGCACUGCACAGAGACCAGCAGCAGCGUCAGCGUUCAACCAGCAGAGAGCGUGGUCGGGUCACCAUAUCUAUAUCUGUGGCCCCUCCCAUGCCAACCUUCCCUUCAACUCACAAACUCAGAAGGCGGGAGCAGAGGGGCCGGCACUCACGCGUGUAUCAGCGCUCCCGUUCCUCCUCCCCUGUUCAGUGUUGUUACUUCAUUCCCUGGAUUAGAAAGGCUGGAACCAACACAGAAACAGAUGGCGAAUUGCCAGUGAUGAGCCAUAGGCCUAAAUGUCCUGUUCCCAAUGUACCUACCACCUUGGACAAACAGACCAACUGGUCCAAAGCCCUGCCUCUUCCCACGACAGAAGAGAAAAUAAAGAAUGACUCUCAAGUAAUUUCAUCCUGUAUAAUUCCAAUAAAUGUUUCUGGCGUUGGUUUUGACAGAGAUGCCAGUGCUCGCUGCUCUCUUGUUCACUCACAUUCAGUUCUACAGAGACGUCGAAAACUCAGGAGGCGAAAAACGAUAACUGGCAUCCCCAAACGUGUUCAACAAGACAUGGAUUCGGAUGAAUCACCUGUGGCUAGAGAGAGAACAGUUAUCAUCCAUGCCAACCCACACAAGUCACUAUGGCAUGAGGAGCUCUCCCUAAGUGGCCGAGUAUUGCACACCAAGGACUCUGGCUGUCAGACAGAUGACUUCUUGAUUGCAGCUCCAUCCCGGAGGCGUAUCCGUGCUCAGAGGGGUCAUGGAAUUCAAGCUUCUCUCUCACACUCCACUGGAAACAUCACUUCCCUGCCAGAUCGCUCUGAUAAUGUGUAUGCUGCAGCAUCAGCCACUCGUAUUCGUUCUAGAAGCCUACCACGUGAGGGUGGCCGGCUUCUGGAUGAGGAUCAAGAUGACAGUGAUGAUGAUGAUGAUGAUGAUGAUGAUGAUGAUGAAGAGGAAGAUGAGGAACUCUCUCCAUAUGAAACUGAAGACUUCCUACCUGUUCCAGGACAGAGAAUUCCAAAGGAAGAAGAAGAAAGUACUGAUGACCAGGCCAUGCCAGAGCUACAGUUUGGAAGUCUCAAGCAUAUGCAACAUCCAGAGAGCCCUGACCACACAUGGAUUGAAAGAGGCAGAUCCAGGCUCCCACGCAAAGUUGACAUGGGGAGCUGUGAAAUUUCCUCCAGCUCUGAUACUUUCAGCAGCCCCAUCCACUCUGCCUCCACUACAGGAGUGCUUGGCAGCCAGAUGGACCAUAAAGAGGAUCACCAGUCCUCAAGUGGCAACUGGAGUGGAAGCAGUUCCACUUGCCCAUCACAGACAUCUGAAACUCUACCACCUGCUGCCUCUCCUCCCCUGACUGGAUCCUCACACUGUGAUUCAGAACUCUCCCUUAAUACUGGGUCCCAUGUCAUUGAUGACACCACUGGCUUCAUAAUAGAUCCCUACCACAUUGACAAGCCACAAGGACAGGGGCAACGAUCUAGUUCUUUUACCUCAUCAGCCACUGAUCAGAUGGAUGAUGCAGGGGUUAGCACUGCUAGUGAUGGUGAGUGGAACUUCGCUCAGGACCAGCAAGAUCAGCCCUGCCCCCAAGACUUCAGCCCAAAGCAUUCCAGAGAGGAUGAGAGUGGCGUCAGCUGCCCCAGUUAUUCUAGUGGAGAAACUUACGAGAGCUUCAAUGACCAAGUAUCCGCUAGGAAAUCUGAGAUGCACUACAUCGUUGACACUGAAGGAUUCUAUUCCUCCAUGCACUUUGACGUUGGUGUUAAGAAUAGCAGAAGCUACUACAACUAUGCAGCCAUUGACCCUGACUGUGGCCCAAGUGGAAAUGUAGCAACUGGCAUGGGUGAAUUCCCUGAGUCAGAGUACAGAGCCACGAGGACACUAGGCAGACCAUGUUUCUCCUUAAAAAAACCAAAGGCCAAGCCACCACCACCAAAACGUAGCUCUUCAUUAAAGGAAACAAGCAGUGCUGUGAAUAUUCUAGAGCAGAACGAACCAAAGAUUACUUGUGAGUUGCCGCUGCCCUUGUCUUCCAGAGAGAUGAAAUUGCAGCUGGAUUUGGCUUGUUCUGCAGGGCACCUUGAGACUCCAGGUCUUGAGUCACUUGGCGCAUGGGGAGUGGAGAAUGUCAGGGACAUACUUGACUGCUCCUCUCCAUUCAGUUCCUCGGACACACAUUCAUUCAAGGACGAAGGUGCUGUGCAAGCAGACUAUGCAGACCUCUGGCUCCACAAUGACUUGAAAUCAAAUGAUCCAUACCGGUCUCUGUCUAACUCUAGCAGUGCUACGGAUACAGCUGUUAUUGAAUGCAUCAAGUUACCAGAAAGUGCAGAGAUGCAAGCCUGUGAACCCAGGUCCAGACCUACUUCCCCAACUCUUCCUCCACCUGAAGGUGAGUUCAAGCUAGCUUCCCCUGAAAAGCUGAUAGGCUUGGCAUCCCCUUCCAGUGGAUAUUCUAGUCAAUCUGAAACACCUACAUCUUCCUUCCCUUCAGCUUUCUUCCCAGGGCCCCUUUCUCCAACCAGUGGCAAAAGGAAACCCAAAGUCCCUGAAAGGAAGUCCUCACUUUGUUCCCUACAACAGCCACAGCUUUCAGUCCGAAACCCAGGCAUUUCCCCCAGGAGGGAAACUGACUUCCAUGCCAUACCGCCCAGUCACCUCGACCUAAGUGCUCUUCACAGCAAGCACUUUCCCCACAGAAAUCAAAUGCACAUCAUACACCAGAAUAAGCAGAAAGCCGCCAUAGCUGCAGCUGCUGCUGCAGAAGCUCGCAAUGCAGCUGCUUCUGCUGCUGUAGAAUCUCGCACUGCAUCUGCAGCUUCUACUUCAGAAAGUUCAACAAGCACAGUAACCAGCUCAGCCCAUUUGGCCAUCACUCCAACUGUUCUUAGAUCAGUUCAACUGCGAUCUAUUUGUAAAACAGCUGAAGGAAAACAAGGGUAUGAUCUGGCCAGUGCAAAUCCAGUAACUCGUCCCAAGUGUCCCACAUUAAUAACUGAAGCCCCAUCCUCUAGCAACAGGCACACCAGGAAACCACCAGCCUACAAACCCCCCGUGGCACAGCUCUGUGAAUCACAGGUUCCACCAAACAUUGUUCUUCCCCAGGAGGAAGUGAAAGUAAGACAGGAAAGGCUUGGUCCUGGUACUUACUGGGCAAUGACUGCUUUCAGACCUCCUGUAGAUCCUACUCCUGAAAAAGAAGAUUCUUCGACAAGGUCAUCUCAAGGUCCUGAGCAAGAACAGGACAGAAGAAUGUAUCCAGAUGUGCAACUGACAUUGUCACCAGAGAGACUAAAACAAGAUCUAAAUCAACUAUUGCGGCCAGACCCUUCAGCACAUCCUGUAUGUUUGGCCAGCACAAUGCUACCCCCUGCUUACAGUGAAAUACAGAGGAGCAAUUUUGUACUGUGCAAUAGUCCUGACAAAGUGCCUGUUUCAACUCAAGAGGCAUCGCACACUUACACAAUCAGCGAUGUACAGGUCCGAGAUGAGGAUUAUGAGACAUCAGGUGUCACAACCAGAAGUGCCUCAAAGGACAUUAGGGAAGAAGGGUCAACCCCAGACACAGAGGACUACUUCAGCAAGGAAUCAACUCCCAGUGACAAUUCAACCUCUUCUUUGACUGAUGACUCUAAACCUGAUGAUGAUGAUGUUUUCCCAUCCCCCAACAAACUACGCACAACUGAAGAUCUGUUUGCCAUGAUACACAGAUCUAAAAGGAAAGUGCUGGGACGUAAAGACUCUGGGGAGAUGAGUGGAAAAAGUCGCCCUGGUGUAGCACCUGCAACCGCCCCUGCAACCGCCCCUGUCAGCAACCCUACUGUAUGCCCGGUCACCCCAGCUGCCUCAAUCCCUUCAAACAGCUCCCAACGAACCCCGGGACCCAUCUACAGGAGUGCCAAAAAGUCCAGUACAUCCAGUGAGGAGUUCAAACUCCUGCUGCUAAAGAAGGGUAGUCGCUCAGACACGAGUUACCGCAUGUCUGCUACAGAGAUCCUUAAGAGCCCAAUCACACCCAAGACUCAAGGAGAGCUACUAUUAGAGGCUGCAAGGCCAGAGGAGCCCUCCUCACUUCUACAGGAUUCCACUAGCAGUGGCGAUCCACUUCUAAGCCAGUUCCCUAGGGCCAACAGUGAAGGAUUCUCCCCAAAAACACUUACCAUGUCAGCUGCCUCCAGACAGGGACGUUCCAGAAUUCCACCUGCAGCAAAUAGCAGUCGCUAUAGCACACGGAGUCGGCUGUACACUGCCCCAAUGCAGGCCAUAUCAGAGGGAGAGACGGAAAACUCAGAUGGAAGUCCACAUGAUGACCGCUCCUCUUAGUGGUAUUAUAAAUUUUUUAACCACUUAUCAAAAUCAUAAACCUUUUAUAAUAUGAAAGGAUUCUAUUUGAACUGAAUGAGAGUGAUGUUCACAUAUUAUGAUCUACCUUAGUUUUCUCCCCUGAUGUUGGUGGUUUGAAAAAAAAAAAAAACGGGUCAUUUGAAAACAUGGAAUGGAAAUUACAUAAACCAUGCUUUUAUGCUCACAAAAUGAGAUGGUGAAAUUAGUUGUAAUUCUUUAAAGGGAUAGUUCACCCCCCAAAAAAAGAUGUUUAUCUGCUUACCCCCAGGGCAUCCAAGAUGUAGGUGACUUUGUUUCUACAGUAGAACACAAACAAAGAUUUUUAACUCAAACUGUGUAGUCUGUCAGUCUUAUAAUGUAGGUGAAUGGAAAUCACAGGUAAAACAUUAAAUGAAACAAAAACACAUAAACAAAACCAAAUUAAACCCUGUGGUCUGUGAUGAUACAAUGAUGUGUAAAGACACAAAAUGAUCGGUCUGUGCAAGAAAUUGAACAGUAUUUAUAUAGUUUUUUACCUCUGAUUUACAAAAUGUCUGAACUGUUAAAACUCUCCUGAUCGCGUCCUCCUGUUCUUGUUCUCAGCAGCAGGCGCUUGAGGUGUCAUCUUCUUGUUCCUGCUUUAUGGGGGAUUGCAGACUUAUAAGUGCAUUACCGCCACCUAUCUCUCAAAUGGAGCAUUGACAUUCCCUAACUGAGAUUGUAGAUAGUGUCAGAGAUAGGUGGCAGUGAAUCAGAGGUAAAAUAAAACAACAACAAUAUAAAUACCGUUCAGUUUCUUGCACAGACCGAUUGUUUUGUGUUUUUACACAUCAGUGUAUCGUCACAAUCCCCCAAACAUACACAUUUGUGUAUGUUUUUUUGUUUUGUUUUAUUGUAUGUUUUAGCCGUGAUUCCCAUCCACUUACAUUGUUGCAUAGACCGCAACGGUUUGAGUAAAAAAUACUUGGUUUGUGUUCUACUGUAGAAACAAGGUCACCAUCUUGGAUGCCCUGGGGGUAAGCAGAUAAACAUAACAUUUUCAUUUUUGGGUGAACUAUCCCUUUAACAAGAUACUAAAAAGGUAACAUUUUAAUAUAGAAAACUAUUAUUUUUACAUCAUCCAUCACAAAUUUACAUGAAUAUGUGGAAGCUUUUCUAAGGACAAUCGCACCAUGGUGUGCACGGUGAAAGACUUCUGAGAAAAAGAAAGCUAGAAAUGUUAUGAAAAUAGUUCUAAUAAUGGACUGUUUUGUAAAAUCAUCAGUUCUUUUGCACUUAAUUUGGUUAAUUAUACCUUGAAAUAUACAACCUGUAUGUACUGUUAAAUAACAAGGCAAGCGGACAAAAUCAAUCCCAUUUUAGUUUUUAGUUUAAUGUAAUGUAGUGGGAUGUGUAAUGUGGUGUGUGUGUAUGUGUGUAUGAGUGACUCUUCAUGCUGUUUGAAUCUCAAAUAGUCAGAAAGCAUUACAACAACGGUUACAAAAACUAAUUUGUUUACUUUUCUUCAUAGACCCAAAUUGGGUUGUGUACUUUAGUCACAAUUCAGGUGUCACCAUGUACAGUAUGUUAACCAACAAACAGAGACAAUUUUUGUGACUGCAAAAGAAAUGAGGACCUCAAUCUCAAUGUAUUCUGUGAAUACCUUUAAAAUCAAGAAUACUGUUCAUUUGAAGAAUAACUGAUCCACUUUUAAAGUGAAACUUCAGUCUGAGGUCUUCUUGGAGUUCAAAACUCAUAGAAAUUAGCUAGAUUUGUGAAGCCUACACUGUGCCACUGAAGGGAAGGUGACAAGCUGUGAAAAGAUACAUUUUUGGUCAUCCGUCUCUAAUAAGCGCUCUUUCACCAUGGUCGUAAUUCAGUUUCUUCAUCCUCUGUACAGCAUGCAAUAAAACACUAGAACAUGUCACAUCUCCACUUAAAAUGUAUUUCCACCUUGACUUGAAUUUGUUGAGUAUGUGCUUUGUUCAGUAAAUGUACAAAAUGUAUAAGAUUUGUUGAAAUUUGGAGUUAUACGUCACUGUAUACACAGUUUGAGCUUUUUCCCUUAAGUGGAGGAACUGGACAAUCUAAUCUAACGAGGCACUAUUCGUGUACAGCUGAAUUUUGAAAGAACAGACUGAGGCAUAAGAGGGUGUAUGGGGCCAUUUUGUUUAAAUGAUGAGAGAAUUAUAUUUAGGGAUUCAUGUAAUGUGAGUACUGAUAUAUCUCAACCUCUGGGAUGUAGAUAAAAAUGACUGCAAAAAGGCAGCAGUGGUUCAUUGCUCAUCUGUAUAUACAUGGAUGAUUAACAUAAUAUUUCAGCCUUUUUUCUGAAUUGUUUUUGAUUGGUCAUGUACUGUCGUCAUGUCCAAGAGGUUUAAGAAAUGAAUUCUUUUUGUUUUAUACCGGUAGAGAAUACUUCCAGAAUAUUCUUAGACACAGAACUAACAAAUAUUUUCUCAUAAAAUAGGAGCUGCAAUUGUGCCAUGUCUUUUUUCCUCCUUUAAUACAACCCUGUCUGAUGGUUGUCCCAAUUAGCUGUGCUUUACAACUACAGAAUUUUGGAUGUAAAGAUGUUUGUUUGUUUUUGUUUUUUUUUGUCCAUGUUAUAGAAAUAACCUAUAAAAUCUUCUUUUAGAUUGCAACAUUUAAUAGAAAAAAAGUAUUUUUAAUUAUGGGAUAUUUUAUCCAGAGAAUUAUUUUGUUAAUAAAUUUGGAAAAUAAUAACAAUAAAGCUUUAUUUAAAUAAAAUAAUUAAAAAAAAAAUCAUAUCAGGGGUGUAUCAGCCAAUGAUGAAGAUACCGAACUUGUAAACAUUUCUAAUUAGCUGUAAACUUGCAUUCUGAGCAUAUAAGUUAUUCCAUAUGUUACACACCUGUAGUUAAAUGUUUUGGUGCUUUGAAUUCUAUACCCAGGCCAUAUUCUCUCAUUGUUGCCAUUGGGGGUGGGGGGUGGGGGGAUCAUUGACAUCAUCAGUUUUCCUUUCAUACUAUUCUCUCUGUGUUUGCGAUGCAAUUGCAGUCAUGAAAACAACACUCGUGACAAAAUUCUCAGAUAUGUAGCAGUGAUUGUGUCUUUUGUUUUUAUUUCUAUUUUCACAACACAACAGUAGCAACAUUAGAAGAAUCAACCUAGUUUCCUGCAGGGAAGCUAACCAGUCAGUUUAGGCCUUAUUUUCAAAAUAUAAAAAAAAAUGAAGGGAAAUCACAGUUAUCUGAAUAAUAGCUAUUUUACCUCAAAUGCUUUGGAUUGUUUUAAACUGGCACAUAGUUCUAUACAAAAAUGAUCAUCUAUAAAAAAAAGAACAAAUAUGUGACAGGAAACAAAAAUACUAUACAGAGUUAUUAUGUGGGUUUCUUUUUUGUGACCGAAAUAUCAUAAUCUGUCUUAUAUUUCUGUUUUUAAAUUUUCUUGUUGAAAUUCUCUGCAUUAAUGGAGAAGCACAGUCUUUUUUGCCAAAGGGGUUGAAAUGUGUACUGAUGUAAAAAGAAUUACAAAUUACAAUAAAACAAAUAAUUGAUCAGAAAGUGAAAAUGUCUAGAGAUAAGAUGCAUCUCAUUCAGUUACAAUAAACAGGAAACAAAUCUCACUCUGCAUACAAACUUCACUUCAAGAGAUUUGAAUCCAUUUUGUAUUUUUGUAAAAACAUGUACAUAUAAUCUUUUUAAAGUAAAAAAAGAGAAAAAGACACUAUUUCAUUUUUUAAAAUGUUUUAAAAGUUUACAUUAAUUCCAAGCCUUUGUAUAUUUUUGAGCUGUGCGACUCUCUCAGUCCUGUAUUUAUUUUUUAAGUAAACAUUGUGGGAAUUCCAUUGUAAAUUUGAACCAUUUCUUGCCAGCUCAAGUGACUGCUUAGUAACUGUGUAUAGAGAAAGCCAAUAAAUGUGACUGCAUUGAAAAAUAA